AUGAUGUUCAUCUUCAACCUGAUUUUUUAUUUAUGUGGCUGUGGGCUGCUGGGUGUGGGCAUCUGGCUGUCUGUGUCGCAAGGAAACUUCGCCACAUUUUCUCCUAGCUUUCCGUCGCUUUCAGCUGCCAACCUAGUCAUUGCCAUUGGUACAGUCAUCAUGGUGACCGGCUUUCUGGGCUGCCUAGGUGCUAUCAAGGAAAACAAGUGCCUCCUGUUGAGUUUUUUCAUCGUUUUGCUGAUAAUUCUCCUGGCAGAGCUGAUAUUACUCAUUUUGUUCUUUGUUUAUAUGGACAAGGUCAGUGAGAGUGCAAAGAAAGAUUUGAAGGAAGGUAUGAAGCUAUACAAUUCAGAAAAUAAUGUUGGACUGAAAAAUGCAUGGAAUAUCAUUCAAGCAGAGAUGAAAUGCUGUGGUGUGAAUGACUUUACGGAUUGGUACCCAGUGCUGGGAGAAAACACUGUCCCAGACCGAUGUUGUACGGAAAACUCCCAAGACUGUGGGCGGAACUCCACCGAAUUAGUGUGGAAAACGGGAUGUUAUGAGAGAGUUAUGACCUGGUUCGAUGAGAAUAAGCAUGUCCUUGGUUCGAUUGGGAUGUGCAUCCUCAUAAUGCAGAUUCUUGGCAUGGCCUUCUCCAUGACACUCUUCCAGCAGAUUCACAGGACUGGCAAAAAAUAUGAUGCCUAAAGCCUCUGAAACAUUAUCACAUCAACCCUUCUGUCUCAUCAUAAAAAUGAACAAAAGGAGUG
This is a messenger RNA of Fulmarus glacialis (Northern fulmar), 749 nucleotides long. RefSeq names its product tetraspanin 9 (gene TSPAN9). Gene Ontology annotation, cellular component: membrane. The coding region runs from base 1 to 687 and encodes 228 amino acids. The transcript is spliced from 8 exons. The record is from RefSeq and is a predicted model, not a curated record. NCBI's taxonomy places the organism in Eukaryota, Metazoa, Chordata, Aves, Procellariiformes, Procellariidae.